GCACCUGUCAUACUCAUUUUUCUGGUUGCUAACAAAACUGCAGUUUUGUUUUCCUUCACUUCAGAAGAUUUUUAUUAACAAAAGAAUAUCGAAAAAAAGUUAGUAACAAAUUGUUUUCAUCCAUAAAAAGGAAAGAAGUCACUCCAUCAUGGAUCCAGCACUACUUCGGGAACGCGAGGCGUUCAAAAAGAGGGCCAUGGCCACUCCAACAGUCGAAAAGAAAACCAAAGUGGAAAUAGCUGCACCACCGCCGAGAGAUGAUAAGAAGAAAAUGCGACCACCAAGUGUUCCAAAAUUGGAUUCUAGCACUUACAAAACUAUGUCUGGGAGUUCCCAGUAUCGUUUUGGUGUGUUGGCCAAAAUCGUGAAACACAUGAGAACCCGUCAUCAGGACGGUGAUGAUCAUCCACUGACAAUAGAGGAGAUUCUAGAUGAAACCAAUCAAUUGGAUAUUGGACAAUCUGUGAAGAAUUGGCUUGCAUCGGAAGCUCUUAUGAACAAUCCCAAAAUCGAAGUAUCACCCGACAAUUGUAGAUUCGCUUUUAAACCUGUUUACAAAAUCAAAGAUGGCAAGAGUCUUUUGCGAUUGCUGAAACAACAUGAUCUCAAGGGUUUAGGUGGUAUUCUACUGGAUGACGUUCAAGAAUCUUUGCCCCAUUGUGAGAAAGUAUUGAAAAAUCGAGCUUCUGAAAUCAUUUUCAUCAUCAGACCAAUUGACAAAAAGAAGAUUCUCUUCUACAACGACAGAACAGCCAAUUUUACGGUUGAUGAUGAUUUCCAAAAGUUAUGGCGUUCGGCAACUGUCGAUGCCAUGGAUGAUGCCAAAAUUGAUGAAUACCUUGAGAAACAAGGUAUUCGGUCAAUGCAAGACCAUGGUCCAAAGAAACCUGUUCCCAAGCGAAAGAAGAUGUCUAAUAAGAAAAGACAAUUCAAGAAACCAAGAGACAAUGAGCAUUUGGCUCAUGUUCUGGAGGUUUAUGAAGACAAUACGCUUACGCUCAAGGGCACCAAUCCUACAUAGAUUUAAGACUUAUUUUUUUGUUUUCUAGAAACUUAUAAUUUCUUUCUCAAUAAAUGUACCUUAUAAAUAAAAAA
Eupeodes corollae is the source of this 1095-nucleotide messenger RNA. RefSeq names its product general transcription factor IIE subunit 2 (gene TfIIEbeta). The transcript has 6 exons. Gene Ontology annotation, cellular component: transcription factor TFIIE complex. Gene Ontology annotation, biological process: transcription initiation at RNA polymerase II promoter. The record is from RefSeq and is a predicted model, not a curated record. NCBI's taxonomy places the organism in Eukaryota, Metazoa, Arthropoda, Insecta, Diptera, Syrphidae. The coding region runs from base 149 to 1021 and encodes 290 amino acids.